AUCGGUUCUGGAGGGUCACUGGUUUCUGGCGGUUGCGGAGGAGGAGAUGCAAUGGCAUAGGCGGUCUCAUUACUGCAGGAUUGAAUGCGAUUAGAGCAUCGAAUAGCCAGUUGGAUAAAUUUUUCCAGGCCAUAGGUGUCGUCAUAUGCCGAGAGGUGCAAGCGAAGAGAGGGAUUAAGCCCUUGUCGAAAAGCGGUUAGGAGAGAGGGCUCGUUCCAUCCGCUGGCUGCUGCGAGUGUGCGAAAUUGGAGAGCAUAUGCAUGAAUGGGUGUUGUACCCUGACGUAAUCGAUAUAAUUGCUCACCCACAGUCGAGUCUCCAGGGGAGCUACUGAACACCUCUCUGAAGUGGUGCAGGAAGUUCUGGAACGUUUGCGUAGCGGGUCCCGCCUGGUGCAAAAUGGUCUCAGCCCAACGAAGUGCCGGUCCAGUUAGGGAGGUGACUAUGAAGGCUAUCUUGGACUGAUCAUUCGGGAACAUCUGCGGAUGUAAGUCCAUGGUGAGGUUACAUUGUAAGAGAAAGCCAUUGCAUUCCUCCGCCGCACCAGAGAAGGGCGCUGGCCUGGCCAUGGGACUGGCGAAGACAAUCGGAGAAGAGGUGUCAGAGGUGGUGCGAGUGGGUGAUGAUGGUGGAGCUGAUGGCACUGGUGGUUUGGGUGAUUGCAGCAAGACUCUCUUGAGGGAAUCCACCAGCUCCUGGAAGGGAUCCGGUGCACUCAUCUUGUCUGUGAAGCUGUGUUGGUCCGAUCUUCUGUCACAGUAUGGGUCGGACACAGGAUGAGUAUAUAAAAAUAUAGAUUUAUUAGACACAAUGAGUUUUAGAGGAAAAGGCAAGGAGGUAGAGAUGAUCUUGAAUCCACACACACUAUAUCUUGUUCCAGGAGCGGAGAUCGGGGCUUGACAGACAGACGGAUCCGGGGGAGAAUGAUCUAGGAGGAUGAGAGGAACACAAGGAGCAGACACAGAAGUCGUGACUAACGCAAGCAAGCAGAAAUAUCUGGAGGAGUAUCAGCUGAACUGAGAUCUGCUGUGAAGAUGGUGUUUAUUAAAGAGGAGAGAGAGGAGGACACGAGUGAACCAGAACCCUGGAGAAUAAAACACGAGGUACAAGAAUCUUUGAGAAUAAAACAUGAAGAACGAGAACCCUGGAGAAUAAAACCGGAGGAACAAGGAGAGUCGAUUGAAGAAAUGAGUGAAGUUGAGGGAAAAAAUCAUAUUAAAACUGGAGAUAAACCUCUGACUUACUCUCAAACCAAACAGAAAAAAUUAGAGAAAAGAAGAGCUAAGAAAUCUUUCACCUGCACUCAGUGUGGAAAGAGUUUCACAUGCAAAACAAGUCUUGAGCGUCACAUAAGAGUUCAUACUGGAGAGAAACCAUUCACUUGUGAUCAAUGUGGGAAGAGUUUUACACAAUCGGCAAACCUUAAGGAUCACAUGAACAUCCAUACUGGAGAGAAACUGUACUCAUGCAAUCAGUGCAGGAAGAGUUUCACAAGAAAAGGACACCUUACAGCACAUAUGAGAGUUCAUACUGGAGAGAAACCAUUCACUUGUGAUCAGUGUGGAAAGAGUUUUGCGCACACAGCAAACCUUAAGGAUCAUAUGAGCAUCCACACUAGAGAGAAACCUUAUCAGUGUUCACACUGUGACAAGAGAUUCAGUCGGUCAGGACACCUGAAAACACACAAGAGGAUCCACACUGGAGAGAAACCGUACACAUGUAAUCAGUGCAGAAAGAGUUUUGCACAAAUAGGACACCUUACGGCACAUAUGAAAGCUCAUACAGGAGAGAAACCGUUCACAUGUAAUCAGUGUGGAAAGAGUUUGAAAUGCAAACAUAAACUUGAGCUUCACAUGAGAGUUCAUACUGGAGAGAAACCGUAUCCUUGUGAUCAGUGUGGAAAGAGUUUUACACAAUCAUCAACCCUUAUGGACCCCAUGAACAUCCACACUGGAGAGAAGCUGUUCUCAUGUGAUCAAUGCGACAAAACAUUUUUCUGGGCUUCAGGCCUGAAGCAGCACCUGACAGUUCAUACAAAGGAGAAGCCACAUUCAUGUUAUUUGUGUGGAAAGAGUUUUUCAUGUCUACAAUAUUUAAAAGUACAUCAGAAAAUACAUGCUGGUGUGAGAGAGUACAUGUGCUUUGAGUGUGAAAAAACUUUUACCUCUGCAAAGUGUUUAAAACUGCAUAAGAGGAUUCACACUGGAGAGAAACCGUAUCACUGCACUGCAUGUGGGAAGUGUUUCAAUAAUUCAUCUGCUCUACACCGUCAUAAAAAAAACAAUCACAGCAAACACACGACACUUGGAGGAGGAGACAUGGAGCUGGUGACUGAAGACAAGGAGCUAGAGACUGGAGAUCGGACAUAGGAGACUUGCUUGAGUGGAGAAACAAACAACAGGUGUUCACAGAUUGGGACACCUGAAGAAAUGUGUUUUUGCAUCAACUUUCAUUAAUUUACUUCCUUAAUUUACUUCCAUUGCUUCAGAAUAAUCAAAGAAGGUAAAGACAAAGUUUAGAUCAGCAAAACUAACAGCGAAAAUACAAUUUUCAGGGAUAAAGUAAUGAGUUAACAACUCCAGGGUAUUCUGCAGCAAUGGAAGUAAACGAAGCCUUGGAAGUUGAUGCAAAAACACAUUUCUACAGGUGUUCCAAUGUGUAAACAGUUUGGAACAGCCCAUGUUAAUACAUCCUCAGAAGUUUAUUUGUACAAUAUUGCAAAUAAAAAGGCAAUUAAUGAAAAAGGACAGGUUAUAAAAAUAUAAUUAUUACCUGUUUGUUAUAUGUACAUGACCUGAUCUCGUCUACAUUCAGAUUGUGUCUACCUUUUACAUUGUUUUACAUUGGGACUCAUAUGCAACUAUUACAGAAGGUUCAAACGCUCACUGACACUCCAGAAGGAAUAACCAUGCAUUAAGAGCCGGGGGUGAAAACUUUGAAUAGAAUGGAGAUGUGUAAAUUUUUCUUAUUUUGCCUAAAUAUCAUAUUUUUUCAUUUAGUACUGCCCUUCAGAAGCUACAGAAGAUAAGAAGACAAAAUAAGAUACAUUUACAGGGGUUACAUUUACUGAUGCACCCCCCCUAUCAGUGAACGUUUGAACCUUCUGUAAUAGUUGCAUACGAGUCCUUCAGUUGUCCUCAGUGUGAAAAGACGGAUCUCAAAAUCAUACAGUCAUUGUUGCAAAGGGUUCAAAUACACAAAAAUGCUGGAAAACCAAGGAAUUUGUGGGAGCUGAAGGAUUUUUCUGAAGAACAGCAAUAGGGCUGUAACGUCCCAGUCGAUUAGUCGAUUAAUUGGUCAAUAUGGUCUGGUUCGACCAAAAUUCUGAUUGGUCGAUUUUUUGCCGCGCUCAUUUCAUCAGUUUGGCCGUGAGUAGCCAUUUGUUUAUUUAAUUGUUUUUACAUUAUUUCGUUUUGGACAUUAAUCAAAUGUUAUAAUUUUGCACAUUUAUUUAAAGUAUUAUUGGAUUUGGGCACUUUAUUUUUAUUUGUUGUAGCCUAACGCGCAAUUGCGCUGUGCACACUGUUUGUUUUAGUUUUGAGCCUAUGCUUUAUUUAUUUUUUGCACUUUAUUUCGUUUUGGACAUUAAUAACAUUUUAUAAUUUUGCACAUUUAUUAAUUUUAAAUACUUGUGGAUUUGGGCAUUUGAUUUAUUUAUGUUUGUAUUUGUUCUGAGUGUUGUUGUAUUCACUUUAUUUGGUUUCGUUUAAAAUUUGGAUGAUUAACAUGUUGUAGUAGCCUACUUUACUUUUAUGGUUCCCUUUUAUUAUUGUGCAAACUGCAAAUUUAUUUCUAGUAUUAAUUAUUGGAUUUGGGCACUUUUUUUAUUUUUUGUAUUUUUUAUUUGGAAUGCGCAAAUGCGCUGUGCCCACUGUUUGUGUUAGUUUUGAGCCUAAGAUGUUUUAUUUUUCAG
Molecule: messenger RNA, 3913 nt
Organism: Onychostoma macrolepis
Lineage: Eukaryota; Metazoa; Chordata; Actinopteri; Cypriniformes; Cyprinidae
Product: gastrula zinc finger protein XlCGF57.1-like
Exons: 5
Coding region: 1035-2369 (444 amino acids)
Biological process (GO): regulation of transcription by RNA polymerase II
Cellular component (GO): nucleus
Molecular function (GO): RNA polymerase II transcription regulatory region sequence-specific DNA binding; DNA-binding transcription factor activity, RNA polymerase II-specific
Source: RefSeq, a predicted model, not a curated record